UUGGUAUCCAUCGAAAAGUAUCGAGUAUGUACUUGUUUACUUGUAUUUACUCGUAUUGUUUCAUCACUAAUUCCUAUUACCAAAAGCCCUUCGAUCGAAAUAAUGUAUAUUGCGAUGCUAAUUAUAAAAUAUGGUUCCAUUUCUGUAAAGUGUGCAGUGUUUAAAUUGUAAAAAUACAAAAGUUUGUAAAUAACAUGCUUACUUACAUGCAGACGACUUGCUGUGAGUAGCGUGGAUUCAUUGUGAAAAGUGUCGGAGGCAGUUGCAUAAAGAUAUUUUGGUUGGUUGCACAAAUUGGUAGCCGUGGUGUGCCGUGAUCUUGUGUAGCAAGCUACGGUUCCCUAAGUGCGUGCCGUCUCUAAUCCACCAUCGGAUACAGAGCAAUUUGUAGCAUCUGACGGUGACAAUGAGUUAGACACAGCAGCCAAAGACACAUCAAAUCCACACAGAAAGAAAAUCAAAAACAACCAUCCAUUAUCCAUUCGCUUUUGGCUUUAAGGUUAAAGUAUUUGACAAAAAGUACGGACAUGGCUGCUGCGGCUCCCAAGAAACAAGAUGACAAGUUUCUGCUGGUGCUGCGAGAGUUGGUGACAUAUGGUGGUGGCAAUCGGCAAUGCUUCGACUGUGGCCAAAAGGGUCCAACAUACGUCAACAUGACAAUUGGAACGUUUGUAUGCACACGAUGUUCAGGAGUGCUGCAAUUUUUAGCUAAAUGUAGCCGUUGUCUGGUGUAAAUGGCCUUCCGACAAAUCGCUUUCAAUGAAGUUGGCCAGCUGCCUACUUUCGUUCAACUUUUGGUUGAACUAAUCGCCUGUGAGAGUUGAAUCAUGUAAAUGAACAUUUUGAUCUUUAUAAACACACUGAAUGUCCAGUCGCCACUAUUGACUCACUAGUAAAAUGUAUACGCUUAUUGUUUCAUGAAAAUUA
Molecule: messenger RNA, 927 nt
Organism: Rhagoletis pomonella (apple maggot)
Lineage: Eukaryota; Metazoa; Arthropoda; Insecta; Diptera; Tephritidae
Product: arf-GAP domain and FG repeat-containing protein 1-like
Exons: 3
Coding region: 528-734 (68 amino acids)
Molecular function (GO): GTPase activator activity
Source: RefSeq, a predicted model, not a curated record